GACUAUUGAGAAGGAAGUCAGUUCUGUUGCCGAAAAUCAGUCUGAAAAUAAUCCAUCGAUGGCGAUGCCUACAGCAAAUCCAUCUCAAACUAUUGAUUUGGACAAACAUGAAGAUGGUAAUGUUCAAAAGAAAAAGAAAAGGAAAGUUGGAGAAGUUGGUGAUUCUAAUGCUAAUGAUUCUAAUGAUGGAGAUUCAGGUAAACAAAAACCUUGUAGGCCUAAAUCUUGGGUUUGGGAUCAUUUUACAAGAGACACUUCGGGUACUCGUGCUAAGUGUAAUUGGUGUACGAAGUCGUAUGCUGCUGAUUCACACAAAAAUGGAACCACCAAUUUAAAUAACCAUUUGUUGCAUCAAUGUAAAAGAAAUCCCAAGAGUGUUCUUGAUCCUACUCAAACCACUCUUAGCCUUCAAGAAGGCGGUAAAGCAACUAGUAAUAAUACACUUGUUGGUAUCCAUUUUGAUGUUGAAUUAUGUAGACAAGCUUUAGCUAGAAUGAUAAUUGUGGAUGAGUUGCCUUUUUCGUUUGUUGAAAAUGAAGGAUUUCGUUAUUUUAUGAGUGUUACACAACCUAGGCUCCCACUUCCGGGAAGGAUUUCAAUUGCUAGGGAUUGUUUGAGUCUUUACAUGAGUGAAAAACAUAAGUUUAGAGACUUGUUUACUAAAACAAAUCAAAGUGUCUGUCUAACAACUGAUACUUGGACUUCCGUGCAAAAUAUUAAUUAUAUGGUUCUUACUGCGCAUUUCAUUGAUCAAGACUGGAAGUUGCGUAAAAGAAUUCUCAAUUUUUGUCCAAUAACAUCUCAUAAGGGAGAGAUAAUUGGGAAAAAGAUUGAAAAGUGUUUGGAGGGCUGGAUGAUAGAUAAGGUUUUCACCAUCACAGUUGAUAAUGCUGCUUCAAAUAAUGUUGCUAUCUCUUACCUAAAAAAUAGAAUGGAGGAUUGGAAUUCACAUCCAUUAAAAGGAGAGCAUUUACACGUCAGAUGUUGUGCCCACAUUCUUAACCUUGUUGUCAAUGAUAGGUUAAAGUUGAAGAAAAUGCAUUCUUCAAUUUCCAAAAUUAGGAGUGCGGUUCGAUAUAUUCGUCAGUCACCUGGCCAUUUAGAUAGGUUUAGGACAUGUAUUAAAGAAGUAAGGAUACAAGACAAGUCUACAGUGCAAUAUGAUUGUCCCACUAGGUGGAACUCCACAUACCUUAUGCUUGAAAGCGCAUUGAAGUUUCAAAAGGCCUUUAAAAUAUUAGGUGAGAAGUGUGUUGAGUAUGCGAUGUUGGAAGGUGGUAUCCCAAAUAAUGAGGAUUGGGAUAAUGCCAAGUGUUUUGUGAAAUUUUUGAAGUUGUUUUUUGAAAUCACUACAAAGGUGUCAGGUUCAACUUAUGUAACAUCUUCUACAUAUUUCAUGGAACAUUGUACGAUAUUGGGGGCAUUGAAGACUUGGACGGAAUAUCAUAAAGAUGACCCAUUACUUACAAAUAUGGCUAAUGCUAUGAACGACAAAUAUAAUAAGUAUUGGGGGGAUGUCAUAAAGAUGAAUAAGCUAGUCUUUAUUGCUGUCAUUUUUGAUCCUCGGCGUAAGUUCCAGUUUAUUCGGUGGGGAUUGGAUAAGUUUUAUGAUAAGGAAGUUGCUGAUUCUCUAUGUGAUAAGGUGAGGCAAACAUUAAACAAAAUGUUUGAAAGCUAUAGUCUUUUCUUAAGUAAAGGCCAAGUCGAAAGUGAUGCACAAGAAAUAGAGCUAUCAGAAUUUGUUACAUCUUCUGAUCAUAUGGAUGACCAAUUUGAGAAGGACAUGGACCAAGAUUCAAAUUUAAAUAAAAAUGAAGUGGAUUUGUAUCUCAUGGAGACGAGGGAGAAGAAAAGUCAAGAUUUUGACAUCUUGAAUUGGUGGAAGGUAAAUUCCACCAAAUACCCUACUCUUGGUAUAAUGGCUAGAGAUAUCUUGGCUAUGCCAAUAUCUACUGUUGCUUCGGAGUCUGCUUUUAGCACCGGGGGUAGAGUUCUUAGUUGUUAUAGGAGCUCUCUUACACCAAACACUGUUGAAGCUUUGAUAUGUGCACAAAAUUGGUUAAGAUCUUCCCCUUUGAAAGUGGAUAUUGAAGAGCACUUGGAAGACUUGGAGAAGCUCGAACAAGGAUAUGAUGUAUACCUAGUAGGAGGUUGUGUACGUGAUCUUGUUCUAAAGAAAACACCAAAGGACUUUGAUAUUAUAACUUCAGCCGAGCUAAAAGAGUAUACUUCUUUGUCUUCUUUGUCUUUUGUUUCUAGUCCUAAAACUUCAAGUGAAGCAUUAUCUCAUCCUGAGUGGAGGCAAUCAAUGAUUGAUGAAAUGUGUACUCUUCAAAGCAGUGGUACCUGGGAACUGGUUCCUCUACCCUAUGAGAAAUAUUUAGUAGGUUGUUGUUGGCUUUAUACAGUGAAGGUUGUUCCAGAUGCCAAGACGACAUCUGUUAGACUUCUUCUAGCCAUUACAGCCAUUCGACAUUGGCCUCUUCAUAAACUUGACAUCAAAAAUGCAUUUUUACACGGUGAUCUUGAAGAGGAGGUAUAUAUGGAGCAACCACCUGUAUUUGUUGCUCAGAAGGAGUCAUCGAAUAUGGCGUGUAGGUUACACAGGUCAUUUUAUGGUCUUAAGCAAUCUCUGAGAGCUUGGUUCGGCAGAUUCAUCACUGUAGUACAACAGUUUGGUAUGGUCCGUAGUGAAGCUGACCAUUCUGUUUUUUAUCGUCACUCAACCCAAUGGUGUAUUUAUCUUAUUGUGUGUGUAGAUGAUAUUGUCAUAACUGAUAGUGAUCAGCAGGGUAUACUCCAAUUAAAGCAACAUCUCUCAAAUCAAUUUCAGACAAAAGAUCUUGGUAAACUUCGUUAUUUCUUGGGCAUUGAGGUAGCCCAAUCUAAAGAUGGUUUGUUGAUUUCUCAUCGGAAAUAUGCUAUGGAUAUUUUGGAAGAAACAAGUUUAUUGAAUGCUAAACCAGCUGAUACUCAUAUGGAUCUAGGUGUUAAACUACUACCUAAUCAGGGGAUCCUCUAUCUGACUCAGGAAGGUAUAAAAGAUUGGUUGGAAAGUUGA
Lathyrus oleraceus (garden pea) is the source of this 3061-nucleotide messenger RNA. RefSeq names its product zinc finger BED domain-containing protein RICESLEEPER 2. The transcript has 5 exons. Bases 59 to 3061 code for a protein of 1000 amino acids. NCBI's taxonomy places the organism in Eukaryota, Viridiplantae, Streptophyta, Magnoliopsida, Fabales, Fabaceae. Gene Ontology annotation, molecular function: protein dimerization activity; nucleotidyltransferase activity; DNA binding. Gene Ontology annotation, biological process: RNA processing. The record is from RefSeq and is a predicted model, not a curated record.